This is a messenger RNA of Aspergillus tanneri, 738 nucleotides long. RefSeq names its product glycoside hydrolase family 75 protein. The record is from RefSeq and is a predicted model, not a curated record. Lineage: Eukaryota; Fungi; Ascomycota; Eurotiomycetes; Eurotiales; Aspergillaceae. The coding region runs from base 1 to 738 and encodes 245 amino acids. Gene Ontology annotation, molecular function: chitosanase activity. The transcript is spliced from 3 exons.
AUGCGUUUCUCGGAAAUUGCAGCCGUUGCCCUGGCCACUGGUGCCGCCGCGUACGAUGUGCCUGACAACCUGAAGCAGAUCUAUGAAAAGCACAAGAGUGGAAAAUGUUCCGACGAAUUGUCCGUGGGCUUCGACAACGGCCAUGACCAUGAUGGACAUACCUUCACCUACUGCGGUGAUAUCCAUAAUGCUAUCUACCUGCAUUCAUCCGAGCAUGGGGGUCAAUACGUGGACAUGGAUAUCGACUGCGAUGGAGCGAACAGACACGCCGGCAAGUGUUCUGACGACCAUUCAGGCCGUAGCGAAACCGCCUUCAUGGAUGACCUGAAGGAAUUUGGAAUUGAAGACCUAGAUGCAAACAUUCACCCGUACGUGGUAUUCGGCAAUGAGAACAAGGAUUCUCCCGAUGACAGGUUUGAUCCGAGAGACCACGGAAUGGAGCCACUCAGUGUGAUGGCAGUUGUGUGCAACAACAAACUGUUCUAUGGUAUCUGGGGUGAUACCAAUGGCCAUACUUCCACAGGAGAAUCAUCUCUUUCGAUGGCAGAGCUUUGCUUUCCCGAAGAGGAUCCAUCUGGAGACAGUGGCCACACUGCGAAUGAUGUUUUGUACAUUGGCUUCAAGGGCAAGGACGCAGUUCCCGGAAAGAGCGCCAAGUGGAAGGCAAAUAGCACCAAAGAGUUUGAGGAGAGCAUCAGGAAGUUGGGUGAUCAGCUGGUUGAAGGUCUCAAAGCUUAG